This is a messenger RNA of Thamnophis sirtalis, 1948 nucleotides long. It is a transcript of the gene GAL3ST2, whose product is annotated as galactose-3-O-sulfotransferase 2. Gene Ontology annotation, biological process: glycolipid biosynthetic process; glycoprotein biosynthetic process. Gene Ontology annotation, molecular function: galactosylceramide sulfotransferase activity. Gene Ontology annotation, cellular component: membrane. NCBI's taxonomy places the organism in Eukaryota, Metazoa, Chordata, Lepidosauria, Squamata, Natricidae. The record is from RefSeq and is a predicted model, not a curated record.
UUUAGGUUGAAAAGAAGAUUUUGAGAAGAGGAAUUGUGUGUUUAACAGAUCAAGGUGGAUAAUAUGUUUUUCAUUCCUGUUUGCUUAUCACUUAGUGUUUUAACUUUUUCCAGAGAAUUAACAGAAUAAUAGAAUAAUAGACUUGGAAGAGAUCUUUGUUGAUAGUUUACAGAUAAAUACAGCUCUAUUUUCAGCAUUAUUGCUGACAUCCUCUCUCCCAUAAUAAUUUCUAUGCGAGACUGGUGGAGAUAAUAUCAAUUCAGCACAUUAGGAUCUUAAGGAAAAGGGAAAGUUUUCUUAUGUGUAAUUUGAGCUUAUUCCAGAGCAUUGUCUCUUUGCCUCCUCAAUUCUUUGGUUAAUAAUUUCUGUUUCCUUUGUUUUUCCUUGUACUUUGGUCUUCUAAUCUAGUUUUCUCUCUGUAGAAUUACUUACUCAAGUGCAGAAAAAAUAUAUCUAAGAUGUCUUCAAAGCAUUGCUGAUUGAUUAUUAUGUUUUUUCAGCGAUUUUUGCAUCUCAUUCUUUGGCUGGCAGGUCUUACCCUGAUAGGAUACUUUCAAUACUAUGCUACAACGGACAUCAAGCAGACGCAUCCUUCCAAAAUCUGUCAACCCAUCAAAAAUGUCAUGUUCCUCAAGACCCACAAAACAGCUAGCAGUACCAUACUCAACAUCCUCUGCCGCUUCUCAGAGAAACAUAACCUCACCAUGGCCCUACCCUUUGGGAAAAGGUCCCAUCUUGGUUAUCCUUAUCCCUUCCAAGCGUCAUAUGUUGAGGAAUUCAAAAGGCUGGGAAAUAAGUUCAACAUCAUGGGCAAUCAUCUGAAGUUUAAUUUGCACGAGGUCAGAAGAAUAAUGCCAAAUAAUACCUUUUAUUUUUCUAUCUUGAGACACCCAGCAUCAUUGUUUGAAUCAUCUUAUGUAUACUUCAAAAAUAUUGCACCAGCAUUUAAAAAAUCCAAGAACGUUAAUGAAUUUCUAUCAUCUCCUUCAUCAUACUACAAUAUGGCUGAAAAUGAUAAUAUGUAUGCUAAGAACAACAUGUGGUUUGAUUUUGGGUAUAACAACAAUGCAAAAUACGAUGAGCAUUAUAUCCAGUCUGUCUUCCAUAACAUAGAAGAGAUUUUUCACUUGAUACUGAUUGCUGAUUUUUUUGAUGAGUCAAUGAUCCUUCUGAAGGAUUUUUUGUGUUGGGAUCUAGAUGAUGUGAUUUAUUUCAAGAUGAAUGCCAGGAGCCGACAUAGCAUUCAGACUCUGAAGCCAGAGAAUAAGGAGAAAGUGAAAGAGUGGUGUGCUUUAGAUUGGGAACUUUAUAAACAUUUCAAUAAAUCAUUUUGGAUGAAAAUUCAGGAAAGAAUGGACCUCAAAACCCUGUACAAGGAAGUUGAUCUGUUGCAGAAGAGACAAAGUGAACUGAUGGAGUCAUGCCUCUUAGAGGAAACUGCAAUUGAUCACAAUCAAAUUAAAAAUAAGAAUAUGAAGCCUUUUCAAUCAGGAAAUGCUCGUAUCAUGGGUUACAAUCUCAAACAAGAUUUAGACAAUACGACCCUGAACAUCUGUAAAAAGAUGAUCAUGCCAGAACUUCAAUAUACAGCCCAUCUAUACUAUUCACAGUUCCCAUAUAAGAGAAAAAAUGGUAGAUGAGUUCCUUCAACAACACCAUUUUUCUAUACUGAGGACCAAUCUCUGCAGCACUCUAGACUUCAGUUUUUCUUCACCCAAAAUACUCCACAUUAGCCUCAAUGCCUUUUCAGAGUCAAAAAUGGGAUGGAAAUUAGAGUCACUGUUUGUGAAUACCAAUCCUGAAGCUCUAAUCUUACAGAAGUCUUAAGGGAUAACAAUUAUAAAGUUACAAAAAAUAUCUUAUGGAAUCAUUCUGAUCAAUGUCUAAAUCCAUUCACCAUUUCAGUACUGUGGAGAUAUAGAUUAAAGACAGAUCUCUGAUCAUACAU